Messenger RNA from Caenorhabditis remanei, 1218 nucleotides. RefSeq lists its product as uncharacterized. The record is from RefSeq and is a predicted model, not a curated record. Lineage: Eukaryota; Metazoa; Nematoda; Chromadorea; Rhabditida; Rhabditidae. The transcript has 5 exons. The coding region runs from base 1 to 1218 and encodes 405 amino acids.
AUGUUUUCUUUUUCUUCUUCAUCACAAUUGGAAUCUUCUCGAAGAGCUAUUCAAAAAGUUGUCCAACAACUUGAGACUAAAUGCCUCCGAAACAAUGAUUCAGAGAUUUGUGAGACGUUUUAUUCAAAACUGACUUCGGAAUGUACAAAUGGAAGUGGAGGUGUGAAGAACAACUGCAAAUUCGUACUUGAUUCAGCAAAAACUGAAUUUUGUCGGCGAAAUUGGAAAAAUGCAACUGGGCUGUGCUCGAUUCGACGCAGCAGACAUGAUAUUAAUACAGCAGGAGAUUACAAUGAUCCUCAAAACAUCGCCGGACUCCAGUCUACCCCAGCACCAAGGACAGCUUUACCUACACCUCAACCUGCACCUCAAGCUCCAGCUCCAGCCCAGCCGGCGCCUGUUCCACCAACACUUCCGACUCUCGAACCAACAGAAGCAUCUUCUUCUGGUUCAGGCAUAUUCCUUGGAAUUUUAAUUCUCGGAAUGUUCAUUUGUAUUGGAAUUUCCGCGGUUGCUGGUUACAUGUAUUACACGAAAAAACAGGAAAAAGAAAAAGAAGAACGGAAGAGAUUGGAGCAAUCCAGACAAAUGGAAAAGAGAAAAAGAAGGAAAAUCAAAAAGAAAAAAUCAAAAAGAAUAGUAGUUCAAAAAACAGGAGAAGAAACAAGAGUUGAAAGAAGAGAAGCAAAGGAAAAAGAUCGAGAAGAAGAGAAAGAAAAAUGGAAAAACUUUGAAGAGGCCAAUCAGAAAGAUAACAAGACAAAGACAGCAGAUCUUGGUGGGCAUGCACAAUAUGCAGCAUCAUGUCCUGGUCCUCCUGGAGCUCCUGGAGUUCCUGGACGUCCAUCAGAUCCCUUGUUUCCUGGUUGUCCUGGUCCUCCAGCUGGUCCAGCAGGUCCUGGAGUUCCAUCAGAACCGUUCUUUCCUGGUCCUCCUGGUGCUCCAGCUGGUCCAGCCUUUCCUGGAGCUCCUGGUGCUCCAGCAUGUCCCUUUCCACGUUGCCCAUCUUUUCCUGGUGAUCCUGGCUUUCCUGGUCCACCAUUGGCUCCUGGUGCUCCGUUGUCUCCCUUUGGUCCUGGACCUCCUGGAACUCCUGGCUUUCCGCCGUUUCCUGGUUGUCCUGGACGUCCAUCUGAUCCCUUUGGUCCUGCAGGUCCUGAUGGUCCAACUGGUCCAGCUGGUCCUUGUGGGCACUUGACGCAUCCUGGGUUUGGUUGA